This is a messenger RNA of Chionomys nivalis (European snow vole), 3096 nucleotides long. It is a transcript of the gene Acsl1, whose product is annotated as acyl-CoA synthetase long chain family member 1. The transcript is spliced from 21 exons. Gene Ontology annotation, molecular function: arachidonate-CoA ligase activity. The coding region runs from base 342 to 2438 and encodes 698 amino acids. The record is from RefSeq and is a predicted model, not a curated record. Lineage: Eukaryota; Metazoa; Chordata; Mammalia; Rodentia; Cricetidae. Gene Ontology annotation, cellular component: endoplasmic reticulum; membrane. Gene Ontology annotation, biological process: long-chain fatty-acyl-CoA biosynthetic process; long-chain fatty acid metabolic process; very long-chain fatty acid metabolic process.
AGAGCGCCCACAGCCACUGCACACAGCAGUGAUGGAGUCACUGAUUUUAGGCAAUCUGGCUUUUAAAUUUUUUUCAAAUUAGGGAGCAAAAAUGGUAUUUAUCACCUUGAAGCGGAGACAGCGAAUGCUGAUAGAGGACUUGAAAGAACACGUGGAUUAGAUCUAGAAACAGAAGCUCCAUCUAAUCAGUGCGUUAUGCCAGGGCUUGCAGACCAUCUUUCCACUCCACCCAAGCUCGUGGUCAAUGGAGCUUAGUUAAGAAUGGCCAUUAAGAACAUGUCUUGCCGAGACAUUUAAUCUUCUUGGAACAAUUCUGCCUAAGGAAUCACCAGCACAGAACCAUGGAAGUCCAUGAAUUGUUCCGGUAUUUUCGGAUGCCAGAGCUGAUUGACAUCCGGCAGUAUGUGCGUACGCUUCCAACCAACACACUCAUGGGCUUUGGAGCUUUUGCCGCGCUCACCACUUUCUGGUACGCCACGAGACCUAAGGCUCUGAAGCCACCCUGUGACCUCUCCAUGCAAUCUGUGGAAGUAGCGGGUACUGAUGGUGCUCGAAGAUCAGCGCUCCUCGACAAUGACAAGCUCUUGGUGUAUAUCUACGAUGAUGUCAGAACAUUGUACGAAGGCUUCCAGAGGGGCCUUCAGGUGUCAAACAAUGGCCCUUGCUUAGGUUCUAGAAAGCCAAACCAGCCCUAUGAAUGGAUUUCCUACAAGCAGGUUGAAGAACUGGCUGAGUGCAUAGGCUCCGCGCUGAUCCAGAAGGGGUUCAAGGCCUCCCCAGAGCAGUUCAUCGGCAUCUUUUCUCAAAAUAGACCUGAGUGGGUGAUCAUCGAGCAGGGAUGCUUUACUUACUCGAUGGUGAUUGUUCCACUCUACGAUACCCUUGGAACCGAAGCCAUCACCUACAUAGUGAACAAAGCUGAGCUCUCUGUGAUUUUCGCUGACAAUCCAGAAAAGGCCAAACUCUUGUUAGAAGGUGUAGAAAAUAAGCUAACUCCUUGCCUUAAAAUCAUUGUCAUCAUGGACUCCUUCGGCACUGAUCUAGUGGAACGAGGCAAAAAGUGUGGGGUGGAAGUCAUCAGCCUGAAGGCCCUAGAGGACCUUGGAAGAGUGAACAGAAAGAAGCCCAAGCCUCCAGUACCAGAAGAUCUUGCAGUGAUUUGUUUCACAAGUGGAACUACAGGCAACCCCAAAGGAGCAAUGAUCACUCACCAAAACAUCAUUAGUGACUGUUCAGCUUUUGUGAAAUCGACACAGAGUGCAUUCGCUGCUUCCCCGGAUGAUACUCUGAUCUCUUUCUUGCCUCUCGCCCAUAUGUUUGAGAAGGUUGUAGAGUGUGUAAUGCUAUGUCAUGGAGCUAAGAUAGGAUUUUUCCAAGGAGAUAUCAGGCUUCUGAUGGAGGACCUCCAGGUGCUUCAGCCCACUAUCUUCCCUGUGGUCCCAAGGCUGCUGAACCGGAUGUUUGACAGAAUCUUUGGACAAGCAAACACCACAGUGAAGCGAUGGCUCUUGGACUUCGCCUCCAAAAGGAAAGAGGCAGAGCUUCGCAGCGGCGUCAUCAGAAACAACAGCCUGUGGGAUAAACUCAUCUUUCACAAGAUACAGUCAAGCCUGGGUGGGAAAGUCCGGCUGAUGGUCACGGGAGCGGCUCCGGUAUCCGCCACGGUGCUGACGUUUCUGAGGGCAGCUCUCGGCUGUCAGUUCUAUGAAGGCUAUGGACAGACUGAGUGCACUGCUGGUUGCUCCCUGAGCAUGCCUGGGGACUGGACGGCAGGCCAUGUCGGUGCCCCCAUGCCUUGCAAUUAUAUAAAACUUGUCGAUGUGGAAGAAAUGAAUUACAUGGCUGCCAAGGGUGAGGGUGAGGUGUGUGUGAAAGGGGCAAAUGUGUUCAAAGGCUACUUGAAGGACCCAGCAAAAACAGCAGAAGCCCUGGAUAAAGAUGGCUGGUUACACACGGGAGACAUUGGGAAGUGGCUACCAAAUGGCACCUUGAAGAUUAUCGACAGGAAGAAGCACAUAUUUAAACUAGCCCAGGGAGAGUACAUAGCACCAGAAAAGAUUGAGAAUAUCUACCUGCGAAGCGAAGCCGUGGCCCAGGUGUUUGUGCAUGGAGAAAGCUUGCAGGCAUUUCUCAUAGCUGUUGUGGUACCAGAUGCUGAGAACCUGGGUUCCUGGGCCUCCAAGAGGGGAUUUCAAGGCUCAUUUGAGGAGCUGUGCAGAAAUAAGGAUGUCCAGAAGGCUAUCCUGGAAGACAUGGUGAAACUCGGGAAGGAAGCUGGUCUAAAGCCUUUUGAGCAGGUCAAAGGCAUUGCUAUACACACGGAAUUAUUUUCUACUGACAAUGGCCUUCUGACUCCAACACUGAAGGCAAAAAGGCCAGAGCUACGGAACUAUUUCAGGUCACAGAUAGAUGAAAUGUAUUCCACCAUCAAGAUUUAAUGGGAAGACGACAACUUGGAAGAAUCGGCACAUCUCCACAAUCCUCCUUGUACCAAUGGCCUUCGCAUUGGUAACUUCGCCUGCAGCAAGUGUAGGAAAGGAAAUGGCCAUGAUGGACUUGUCCGCGGGGUCUUACCAUAGGGAUAUUAGAGGGCACGGAACACUGCCUUACAGCCACGUGUGUUGCAGCCCAUGACCCUGGUGAUACACGAUUUCCAAAACGAGCCUUAAAUAUUGUAAAGGGGAACCCAUAAAAGUGCUAAGUUAUUUAAGAUUUCCUCAGCCGCUAAGGUGGGGUGUUAAAACUUCUGUCUCCUGUCUUUCUCACCGAGGGGUUAGGACUUUGUUCUCUCUGAUGUGUCUGCCCCUUGCUGCUCGUGCCGCAGCCGUCUGCUGCUCUCGAGAGUACAGUGCACUGGAGGAGUACGAACAGGUGUCCAAGGCUGAAGCCAGUCGCCGUGGACCACAGAUUUCUCUUUUUAAAUCCCUUCCCCCUCCACUCCUCCACCUCAUACACAAUACACUCACACAACCCUUCUUAUUUGUAAGGGUUCCAAACGGUCCCUGCUGUGCCUGCUGGGACACAAGGUUCCCAGCAAACUAAAAGACUCAGUCCUCCUCAGAACAAUGCUGGCGCCCAGUCUCAGAAAAAAGAAAA